AUGCACAACAACGAAGACAAGAACCUCAUCGAAAUUCUGGACGAAAACGUGUCAGUCGACAUUGCCAGAUACACCAACUUCGUCAGCGCUCCACAGGCAGGAGCAAUCACAACAUUCUCAGGGACAACGCGUGACACCUUUGACGGCAAGACAGUGGUGGAGCUGCGGUACGAGGCGUACGUGCCAAUGGCAGUACGCCAAAUCCAGUCCAUCUGUUCCUCGGCCAGGGCUACCUGGAAGAUCCACGCCAUUGCUGUGGCACACCGCCUGGGGGCGGUUCCGGUAGGGGAAACCAGCGUGUUCAUUGCCGUGUCAGCUGUUCAUCGUGGCGACGCGCUGGAUGCUUGCAAGUUCAUGAUAGAUGAGCUAAAGGCGACCGUUCCGAUAUGGAAGAAGGAGGUUUACUCGAAUGGGGAGGUUUGGAAGGAGAAUUCUGAGUUCAUGGAGAGGAGAUCAAUGGAUCCUGCUGAAAAUGCUGUUGAUGCGCCUGGUGCUGCUAGUACUAGAAGGGUUUGCUGUGGGACAAAGUCCAAGGUCAGUAAUGAAGAAAGCACUGCUUGUGGGAUGGACUCAGAGUAG
Messenger RNA from Linum tenue, 579 nucleotides. The record is from the annotation of a GenBank genome assembly. Lineage: Eukaryota; Viridiplantae; Streptophyta; Magnoliopsida; Malpighiales; Linaceae.